UGCGAAGGGGUCGAGGGAAUGAAAAGCCUUUGUUUAGAUAGAGAAGCGCCCGAGUCUGUCAGUUCCUUUGUUUACUCAUGCAGAACAUUUAACCCGCUGGGUGCAGUGUGUAAGAGGAUGUAGAGAUUGGCUUGCAUGGAGAAAGGGAGCUUUGAUAAAGGAAUUAAUGUGGCAAUAUUCUCUUGAUUUUUAGGUGCACUGAAUUGUCCUGAAAUCUAUGACACCGCUACUUUGGAGAAUUUAUACUAAAGGCAUCCACAAUGAGUGACUCUGAGCCUUCUGGGAGUUUUUGAUCUGACUGGAACAAAAAUUUAUUUCCAAACUCCUAUAGAAAUGUGAAACAAUCACUGAAGGAACACAACAUCUUGUUUGACCUUGUCCUUGACAUUUGACCUUUGAUCGCCAUGAAGUCGUUCUGUGAACUUUCAUGUACUCUGUUAUUUCUGUGUGGGUGUAUGUUUAUGUCUGUGGAAUGUCAAAAGAAAAACAAAGCACCCCGCUGGAAGCCAAAAUCCAGGCCGUACAAUGGAGACACCAUUAUCGCAAAAUCCUCGGGGAGCAACAUAAAGCUAGCCUGCCCUGCCUAUGGCUACCCUAAACCGACCACUACAUGGUACAAGGAAGAUGUGCUGUUUGAUGCAAGUCAGAGACCAAAGACGAAAGCGCGUUAUAGUUCCUUGAUCCUCAACGAUGUUCAGGAGGCAGACAAAGGAAAGUACAAGUGCGUCGUCCAAAACACCGAAGGCAGCAUAAACUUCACGUUCAUCGUCGAUGUUAUACGGACAUCUUGGCCACUGGUGAUACAGGAACCAAAGAACGCCACGGUAAUGGAGGGUGAGAAGGUGGAGCUCGAAUGUCGUGCCCUGAACGACCCAGAUGCCACCACGCAGUGGAUCAAAAGAAACAGUGACUCUGGCUCAACGAGCGGUGCCGCGCCCAGCGAAAAUUAUCUACAAAAUAAUGGUCCAAAACUAGUGAUCGAGAGUGCUAAGGUGGAAGACACUGGCAAAUACAUAUGUAUGGUGGGUAACUACAUUGGAAUAAAGUCGGUGGAUGUCUGGGUGACGGUUAAACAGACAACCACUACAUCAACAACCACCACCACUACAAAACCACCGACUACCACCACCGCUUCUACCACUACCACCACUCCAGCUCCUACCACCACCACAACCACUACCACUGUGGCUACCACCAGUACACCGCAGCCAACCACUACCACCAGUAUGGAGGUGAUCUACAUCGGUCCUAUGGUACCGGAUACCACAGAUGACGAGGAUGUGUACGAAGGAGGAAGUGGAAAUGAUGUGGAAAAGAAGAAGAAAGACAAGAAAAAGAGAAAGAAGAAGAAGAACAGGAAGAAGAAGAAAAACAGGAAGAAUAAGAAGAAGAAGGAGCGACAGCAGGAGAGAGAGAGGAAGCAACAGCAGAGGGAGAAGAAGAGACAGGAGGAACUGGACCGGAUGAAUAAGGAGACUGUUCACAAAGGCAAUGGGGACUUCCAAGACGUGAAUUACCCCCACAUCAUUCAUCCCAACAGUCAGGAUCAUUUUGAAACAUUUGAAAACAUCGUCCCCAACCUUUAUACAACACCACCCACUGAAGAUGACAACGAAUUCUUCCCGAACGGAAACAUCAAUGGUGAUCUGGGCGAUUCGGAUAAUACGUUUAUUAAUGAUCGGCUUCCCACCAAUAACGAUCCGUUCAGCGAAUUUCCGGAAGGGCAGCAGCAAGAGGAAGAGGGCAUGAGUGCAUGGACAAUUUACAUCAUCGUCGGUCUUGUGGCAGGCGGUGUGCUCCUCGUGGGGCUUGUGGCGAUAGUGGUGGCGCUUUGUUGUAAUCGCAUCGAAGAUCGCAACGGAUACAAACAUACCUCAGUGUAAAGUGAAAGAAAACAAAUGAAAGUAGAAGAGCGAUCGAGGAGAGAUCUGCAGUUAUAAAGAUAUAUUGAUAUAUAAAACUUGACAAAUCUAACAAGGUUGGUUGUUGACUCAAUCUCUCUCUUGCAAUGACACAAAUUUCUGUGCCUCACAAUUCAAAUCAGUAUUGGAAAAUUCGAAAGACUGGAAACUUUAUACAUGUAUUAUUAUGUGUAUGCACUGCCCUCACUGCACUGCCGCAAACUAUGAUUUAUUUUGUCUUUGUCAAGCAUGCCAUUGGGCAAAACAAUGUUUUUUUGGUUUUUUGUCUCGUUUUUAUGAUUAUUAUAUCUCAUAUACUUUAUGAUUUUACCUCUGUAUUAAACUUUCGUUUCAUUAAUUGUCAUUUGGUGCAUGUUGUUGAAUGUCAUAAACAGUCUAUUUCAGUGCAAUAAUUUAUUAAUAUGAUAUUACACCAUAUUUUCUACCCAUUCUACUGCAAACACCAUGAAAACUCAAAGCAUUUUUUUUCUCCCUUCCGACUUUCAUUGUAGCCGAACAUCAUUUUAACAUCUAUAGCUUCAUUAUAAUUCUAUUUUACAUAGAUUUUGAUCAUGCAAAUAAAAAAAAAAGAUAUAUAACAUUUUUAUAUCAUAGGAAAUGAUCCCAACAUGUUGAUAAAAUAAAUGUCCAUUUUUUGACCAACUUUAUGUUUUGGUGCCAUUGGAGAUUUUAUUAAUGAAUCUUCACUUAGUUAGAUAUUGUAUACACAUGCUGGCAUCAUUAAUGUUGAAGAUUUGCACUUCUGGAGGAUCAAAAGUUAUCUUUCUUUACUAAGGUGCAUCUUCCUACUGAAUUACUAGUUAUUGGAAAUGAUGACCAGUCCAAAACAAUGAAAGUCUUUGCAUUUUACAGUGGUCUACUACAUGUAUUAGAAUUAUGUUUUGUAAAAAUACUUAUUAUUAAAAUUCCCUUUUGAAAUUUUUUAUUUAUAAUUUUUUUUUUUCGAAGAAAGAGGGUGUUAAAAAUGGUGUAUUAAUUGUUUUGAGAGGGAGAAGUAAAGAAUUUUUAUCCUGCAGUAAGCAGUUAUGUACUAUAAGCAACAAAUCAGUCAAACUGCAAAAUGCCAACAUUUAAAUAAGAUGGUGAUAUUAUGAUUAAGACCCAUUAGAAUUCAGGGAGUCCUCAUUAAGCUAGUCCAUUCAAGCACAUGGGUUCCACCGCUGCACACAUAGAACCAUUUUAACAAGAGCUUGGACUAUGGGUAGUUGUGUCAAACAGCAAUGUGACGUUGGCCUGUCUAUUUCAUUGCCGGCCACUCAGCAACGGCUCUUUGAAAUCAACAAGACUUGUCUUGCUUUUAAGCUAAGACUACGCAGUCUGUGUAUGAUUCACUUAAUUAAAAACAGUGUCAGUUUCAUCUUGUUUUGAUGUAAGAAAUAGAUAGUUACAUUCUACCGAAAGUCCAAGGUCUUAUUAAAAUGGUUCGACAUGAUGUGACUCUACAUCAUGGUGGGAAUGUCCCAUAAGGAGGGUAAAACCCAAUCUCUUUCUCUCGUUUGCUAGACGAUUCUUACCUGGGUACAGCCUUAAAAUUUGUUUUUAUUAUAACGAACAGUUUGAUUGUCCUACAGUUAUUAUAAUUCAGAUUUUGUGACCAAAUUAGUCUUAGUGUGUGUGUAAGUGUGUGCAUAGGAAUAGUUUAAGUGCAUGUGUGAGUAAUUCUAAAGGUACAAUGUCAAUCUGUAAAGAGAGAUAACUUCUUCUAAUGUAAAUUACAUGUACAAUAAAACUUUGUACCAAUGUACUGUCAACAAUAUUCGUCAAGAUGGAAGGUUUCGGAAAUUCUUUGGUUUUCAUUUACAGUCUAAUUUUUUUUUUUGGGGGGGGGGGGGGGGGGGAGGAGGAGGUGAAUAAUAAUCAUAAAAAAAAUUCUAAUUGAUAUUAAAAAUUUUCUGCUUCUGUAAUAUAGAGGGAUGAUGCAACUUAACCAGUACGAAAUGUAUGUUUUAGCAGUUAUGAAAAGACUUGUGUUGUAACUGUAUUAUAGGUAUCGGAAUAACUUAAAGGAAAGUUUUUGCUAUUGUAUUAUGAGUUUAUUGUUGUUCAUCUUUGAUACAAACAAUAUUCAUUCACUGUAAUUAUGAAGCUUGUCCAAUACCUCAAUUUUUUUUACGAAUUUCAGACAAAACAACAAAACACCGCGAAGUUUUACUUUAAAUCUCUCUCGAAAAUUCUAAUUGAAUGAUCAAUUAACAUCAGUUUUAGAAAUAUAUUUAUGUUAUUUAUUUCUUUAAUAUAUUAAAAGUUAUUUUGAGGUUAGUUUGAAACAAAUAUUGUUCAGUAAUAUCCUUUCAAGAACAAAAAUGUUUAGGAUUAGUUUGGAGAAUCUUGAUACAUGUAUUAAUUAUCAACUAUAUCAUAAAUCAUUUUGUUUUGUAACUUGUCAUAAUAUCUGCAUGGCGAUGUAGUUUGUCGGAUAUAUCCGACGUAUUAUAAUUUAAAAACAUUGACACUUAGUGUACAAUAUGCUGCUUCUUAAAUACCAUUUUAUUGGUAAAAUCAAUCUGAUGCCAAUGCCAAGAAUCCCCCCCCCCCAUCUUGUCAUUUGAAUGUAUAGAAAGUUAUUGAGUGUACCGUAAUUAGAAAGAGUCCGGUGUUACUACCUUAUUGCAUGAAGAGGUUUUAUAUUUACCAUAGCAAUAACUUUAAUACUGACAUAUACAAAUAUACUCAUUCGAUUUUGUCCAUAUGAUAUUCACUAAUUUUAUCCUGUUCUUUAUCCAUUAUAUAUAUUUGAACACUAUUCUUUAUGUUGUUCAUUUCAUAGAUAUCUGAGAAAAAAAAUUUUAAACCUCA
Messenger RNA from Magallana angulata, 4718 nucleotides. RefSeq names its product histone-lysine N-methyltransferase, H3 lysine-79 specific-like. NCBI's taxonomy places the organism in Eukaryota, Metazoa, Mollusca, Bivalvia, Ostreida, Ostreidae. The transcript is spliced from 8 exons. The record is from RefSeq and is a predicted model, not a curated record. Bases 405 to 1883 code for a protein of 492 amino acids.